AUGCAGAAUUUUAUUGUAUUUAUCAUUGCUGUUAUCGUGACUAUGAAUAUUCAAUUUUUAAUUGGUGUACCAUUAAUUAAUGACGAUGAUUAUUAUAAUAAUGAAAGAUCAAAACGUUUCGAUCAAACAUUUCUUCCAAAUGGAAAUUUUUCAUUAGUUACAAAGGAAAAAUUGAUUAAAUUACAAGAACUUGCCAAUGUUGUACAUGAUCCAAAAUUACAUGAUUUAUAUCGUGCAGUUAAUCAUUAUGCACAAAUGGCUAAGAAAAAUAAUGAAUAUGUCUUAUGGAAAUAUGAUGCUAAUCAAGAAGGUCUUGUUCUUGUACUGAAACAAAAUUUAAAUGGUAUACUUUACUAUGGCUAA
Molecule: messenger RNA, 363 nt
Organism: Rotaria sordida
Lineage: Eukaryota; Metazoa; Rotifera; Eurotatoria; Philodinida; Philodinidae
Source: the annotation of a GenBank genome assembly